UUUUUUUACAAAUUCUAAUUUUUCAAAUUGUUUCAUCUCCCAUACAUGGGAACUAAUGGAUAAACCACUGAUGUAGUCCUUUCUUCUACUUCAACCCCAUCUACGCCUGUUGCAACUGGUUCUAUUACUAACUCUUUGGUUGAUUCAGCUCACCCUUACUAUUUGCAUACUUCUGAUUACCCAGGUAUGAACCUGGUAUCUUCAGCUUUUGAUGGAAGAGCGUAUGGAGGGUGGAGACGAGCUAUAGUGAUAGCUUUGUCUGCUAAGAAUAAAUUAGGGUUCAUUGAUGGAACCCUAGCUCUUCCUGAUGUAGAUUAUAGACUUCACGGGGCUUGGUCAAGGUGCAAUGACAUGGUUCUCUCAUGGCUUCUCAACUCAGUAUUAAAAGAGAUGGCAGAGAGUGUUGUAUUCUCAGAGUGCAAAGGACUUUUAGAAUGGCCUCGAAGACAGAUUUGGUCAAACAAAUGGAGCCAAACUUUUCCAACUACAAAAGAAAUUAAGUGUUGUUAUGCAAGGUAACCACAGUGUUUUUACUUACUUCAUUAAGAUGAAAAGUUUAUGGGAUGAACUAGAUGCUCUCAAUACUUUCUCUGCUUGUGUGUGCAACUUUGAUUAUGGUGCUAAGGAUAAGGCUAUGAAAGCUCAUCAGGACGAGAGACUACUACAAUUUCUUAUAGGUUUGAAUGACUCCUUUAUAGGAGUUAGGAGCAAUAUACUCUUGUCCUCUCCCCUGCCAUCCAUUGGUCAAGCAUACUCAUUACUAUGCAGGAUAAAAAGCAGAGGGAGAUUCAUGCUACCCCUACUAAUCUAGGGGAGUCAGCCUCUUUUGUUGCUAAUCAGACAGGAGGGGGGAAGAAGUUCAAUGACUACAAUAGACAGAAAGAGGGUUCAGAUGCAAAGAAAUACUCAAGGAUAUGUGCUUAUUGCAAGAAGCCAGGUCAUAACAUUGAAAAGUGUUACAAAAUCCAUGGGUUUCCAAUAGAUUUUAAGUUUACAAAGCAGAGAAAAUUUCAGGGAGCAACUCAGGCAAAUAAUGCAUUCACUACAAACAAUGAAGGGGAACAGAUAGUUGCAGAUUCAGAAGCAAAGUCACUCACCAAAGAGAAUGUAGCACAACUACUUCAACUCCUUAAACAGUGCAAGGCCCUCCACUAAAGAGCCUUCGAGAGAUUGGUAGGGAGAGAUGAGGACUUUACAUUCUUCAAUCAAGGCCUUCUGCAACCAUUUCCAAGAAUUUAGUUCAAUUUCACUAGUAGAUAUUUUGUAUCUAGCAUAAAUUUUAAAGAGAAACAUUAUAAACCUACUUUAUAUUCUUGUUUUACUUCUUCAGAUUUCAAUAUAAAAUAGAAAUUAUGGCAUUAUAGAUUAGGCCACA
Nicotiana tabacum (common tobacco) is the source of this 1375-nucleotide messenger RNA. Lineage: Eukaryota; Viridiplantae; Streptophyta; Magnoliopsida; Solanales; Solanaceae. The record is from RefSeq and is a predicted model, not a curated record.